Lineus longissimus is the source of this 2007-nucleotide messenger RNA. RefSeq lists its product as uncharacterized. NCBI's taxonomy places the organism in Eukaryota, Metazoa, Nemertea, Pilidiophora, Heteronemertea, Lineidae. The record is from RefSeq and is a predicted model, not a curated record. The transcript has 4 exons. The coding region runs from base 64 to 1707 and encodes 547 amino acids.
GUCAAGCUGUACAUAGGACAACAGUCUUUCACUCUAUACCAGUUACUGGCCAUCGCAGCAAACAUGGGUGUUUUCAGCGAAAUCGCUAUUAGCAUUUUCUCCAUCUUCUUGUUGCAAGACGUGACAAAUGGUUACUACCAAGAUACUAGUUGCACAACCAAAGCGAAGCUGGGUAAGAUCCGCGAGGUUACGACUCAUCCGGCAAGGGAGGAAUUGGUCAAGGGAGGUCCGCUUGAUGUGACCUUGAGGGUAACAACGCCCUUUAAACCUCAAGCUUCCUGGGCAUUUGUUAAAACCAUUCAAAACCACGAAGAUAAUUACUACAACAGCUAUUUCAUCCCGGUGCAAGAGAAAGAUACAGGAAGCAUGAGAACGAAGACUGAAUCCGAAGGUUCGAACUCGUAUUCGUUCUCCCUUCAUCUCGAUUCGUUCGACCAAGAUCGCAUCUUUCUCACCCUUCAACUUGACCACCCCUGCAAUGCAAUAACUAUAGAGGGAAAUAUGGUUUACUGGUUGAAUAUGACUGGCGUAGACCUACCCACUGCGCUCAGUGUGCCAAAACCCUUUAUCGACCUGAGCGGAAAAUCUGAGGCCAGAAUGAAGGUGGGAAUGGAGGUCAAUGAUGCCACCCUGGAAGUCUUUCGCUCUAUGGCCUAUUUCAGAACUAUUGGGAAAAAUGGAAUUCUGAAUAUGCGUAAUGGUAUACGUAGCCGCGAUCCUAUUCGUAUUGAGUUUCAGUCUAGCUCUGGGGCGCGUGGUCCAAGGUACGGCAAAAGCGUCGUCGGAGUGAUGGUCCUAACGAAGCGGCAAGAGACACUCGGUGAUGUCGAAGCGAUGACUUUACGCACUGAAGCCAAUCUACUUUAUAGCGGCCAGGAUUAUUGGCAAGGAGGGCUCGUUAUUUGGGCAAUGACGCAAAUCAAACUGAUGGACAUCGCAAGACCAGCGAUCGGGAUCAUCUCACAUCAAUGGCAUAGCGGGGUGCGGUUUCCAACGGAUGAAAACGGUGUCAAAAUCGGUUUCGUUGACUCAGAUGGCACAAUUCUAAUCCCAUUUCUCCAGGAUGGAAACAUGAAAGUGCCCUUGGUGUUUCAAUGUUUGGCCGAGGGAGGUGAACAAACUCCUUACGUAGCGGUUGCUUUAAAUGGUAUGAACGAUGGCGAAGUGUUGGAUCCCUUAGGCAGUACCGAGUAUCCUGGAAUGAUGACCAGUAUCUUCGAAGUUCCCUCACAGAGCGACAAGAAGGCAGAUUUUAUUUGCAGCGCGGCUCAAGGUGAGGUGGUGACCAACGUGCCAUUUAGAACAAUAGUCACAGAGGCGGUCGAGACUACGACAGACCUUGAGGAUGUGGUGCCUUUGGAUGAGGAGACAUUUGCAAAUGGUUUCACGUUCAUCUGCAGAGCAAAAGGCGAUCCCAUCCCGACCAUCAGGUUCUAUAAGGAGGACAAAUACAGCCUUGGUCACCCACCAAAUGCAAUCAAUCUCCUCGAUGAUGAAUACUUCGCCGGUGAGAUAAAGGACUCAGACCGCUUUGGUAUAGCGUCUUCAGCGGGCCAGGCAACCUUGACCGUAUUUCCAGGUGACUCCCCCUAUCCAUAUGAUGACGAGGCUUUCAGACUGGUCUGUGUCGGCGCAAACCAGUUCUCCGCCGACGCUGCAUAUAUUGAUUUCAUUGCACCGAAUGUCAAUAUCACUAAUUUCUAUUAAAAAAACGAAAACGCAGUUGAACUGGAAGAGACUGGCUGCUUCAGUGGCCCGCCUCAGAUAAUCAGAUGACCUUGACCGACUCUCCUGUUAGCUUCUCUUCCGUUUAUAUCUUUCCAUGCCUUUUUGAUUUCCCGCGCAAAUCAGAUUAUCUCCACCGACGGAUCGACAACGAGAGGGCCCUGGAGAGAAGAAGACACACUGGUUUGCCCGGGUGAAUACAGUUCAACUUAAAUGUAUAUGUAUACGUCAAAUCGUGUUAUCUUUGAAAGAAUUAUCAAAAGAAGAAUUUAAUAAAAGGCA